Musa acuminata AAA Group (dessert banana) is the source of this 2406-nucleotide messenger RNA. Its product is annotated as probable receptor-like protein kinase At2g42960. NCBI's taxonomy places the organism in Eukaryota, Viridiplantae, Streptophyta, Magnoliopsida, Zingiberales, Musaceae. Bases 536 to 2074 code for a protein of 512 amino acids. Gene Ontology annotation, biological process: protein phosphorylation. The record is from RefSeq and is a predicted model, not a curated record. Gene Ontology annotation, molecular function: ATP binding; protein kinase activity. The transcript has 8 exons.
CGUCCACCUCCCCCGUCUCGCCUCCAACGCCUCGUCCUCCUCCUCUUCCUCCUCCUUCUCCUUCUCUAAUUCUAUUUGCCACCUACCGUUGAUAACUCCAUCUCGCCUUCUCCCUCUUCCUCCCUCCACCUUCACCUCCACCUCUCUCUCUCUCUCCCUCUCUCAUGUCCCAUUCCCCUCCCCUUCUACAAAUCCAAGGCGCCACCUUUCUUCCCAUCCUGCUUCUCCUAAAGCGAGAUUCAAGGUUGGGAUUUCAGGGGAGGAGCUGCUGCCCCGUCCCAAAGCUCCAUUUCGGCUUAGAUCUGAGGCAUCGCUUCUCUCGAAAGGCUCCGCAAAUCGCUUCUUGAGCCUCCCCUAUUCCCCGGAUCUGGUUCCAUGAGGCAAAUGGUGCUGUAGCUUUCGGCGUCUCCGCUGCCCUCCGUCGGCUCGGUUCUUGGCACGGGACUGCUGAAUUUUGUGGAACGAGGGACGAAAGGGCGGGAAAAUUCGAUCUUGCUGGAGAUCCGGAGGUACAAGGAGCUUUGCUAUCAGAAAUAUGUCAUCUCUGAGGGAACAUUUAUAUGAUAAAACAUUUCUUUUUGGCCUUAAGUUAUGGGUUGUAAUCGGAAUAAUCGUUGCGGUCUCCAUACUGGGUGUUCUUUCCAUUCUAGUUAUAUGUCUUAAUGCUAGGAGUCAUAGGAGGUCAAGAAGGGCUUCCAACAAUCUUCCAGUCAGUCAAAUACCAGCAGUAUCAAAGGAGAUUAAAGAAGUGAGGGUUGAACAUGUCUCAGCUAGUGACUUUGUUGCACGUGAUGGGAUUCUUCUUACACUACAAGAUAAAUCUGAUGGAAAUGAAUCAGAUAAGAUUAUGGUCCAUUUGGGCCUGGGCAAAUCAAGGCAUGCUGAUGAGAACAGUCAUUCAGACUCAUUUCAUUACAUAGAGAAAGAUGGUAGUUCCCAUUCUGGUGACGAGGGAAGUUCAGGGACAGUUGCCAUGCGUAGACAAUCCUCUUAUCCUAUUACUGCUCCAUCACCUUUGACUGGCCUCCCAGAGUUUUCUUACGUUGGUUGGGGUCACUGGUUUACCUUGAGGGACUUGGAAAUUGCAACCAAUCGAUUUUCAAAAGAUAAUGUACUUGGGGAGGGUGGUUAUGGUGUUGUUUAUCGAGGGCAACUCAUCAAUGGUGCUCCUGUGGCUGUUAAGAAGCUUCUUAACAAUCUAGGACAAGCAGAGAAGGAAUUCAGAGUGGAAGUUGAGGCCAUUGGUCAUGUUCGCCACAAGAAUCUAGUACGCCUUCUUGGAUACUGUGUGGAGGGCACUCAGAGGAUGCUAGUUUAUGAGUAUGUGAACAAUGGAAAUCUAGAACAAUGGCUUCAUGGAGCUAUGCGUCAGCGGGGUUCUCUCACUUGGGAGGCUCGCAUAAAGAUACUUUUGGGCACUGCUAAGGCUCUUGCUUAUUUACAUGAGGCCAUUGAACCAAAAGUCGUGCACCGAGAUAUCAAAUCCAGUAAUAUAUUGAUUGAUGACGAGUUUGAUGCUAAGGUAUCUGAUUUUGGUUUGGCCAAGCUGCUGGGAGCUGGUAAAAGUCAUAUCACUACUCGAGUUAUGGGAACCUUUGGUUAUGUGGCACCAGAAUAUGCAAAUACUGGACUGCUAAAUGAAAAGAGUGAUGUAUACAGUUUUGGUGUUGUUCUUCUAGAAGCAAUUACAGGGAGGGAUCCUGUUGAUUAUGGGCGCCCUGCAAAUGAGGUAAAUCUAGUUGAUUGGCUCAAAAUGAUGGUUGCAAGUAGGCGGUCAGAGGAAGUAGUGGAUCCAAAUAUAGAAACAAGACCCUCUACAAGAGCACUUAAACGUGCCCUUUUGACUGCUUUGAGGUGCGUUGAUCCUGAUUCAGAGAAGAGACCUAAGAUGGGUCAGGUUGUCCGAAUGCUGGACUCUGAUGAGCCGAUACCACGUGAGGACCGGAGACGCCGUCGAAAUCGUGCAGGAGGCUUGGAGAUAGAUUCCCAGAGGGAGGGUUCCGACACAGACAAAAGUGACAACCCAGAUUCCAUAUAUAGCAGCAGAAAGAACAGACCAUCUCCAACCAAAUGAGGUUCCAGAAUCUGGGAGAAGAAUCUCUCUGCCUGAUUGCUCACAUUCUUUUCACCAGCUGCUUCCCCAGACUGCAACAACUCAUCAUUUCUACAUCUCUGUAGAUGACUGCUUGAACUCGGAUCAAGGCCAGCUGGAAUAUCCAUGUAUUUUCACCAUAAUUCUCGAAGCUAGGAUUGUUUUGUUGUAUGUAUGAUGCUUGAAAGUACUUCAAGCAAAAUUGUGUGUGUACAUAGUUUUGUUUUCUCGAGAGUUGUGAUCUUCUUCUGUAAUAGGGAAAUGCUUGUUAGAUCCGAUUGCUUUGAGAGAAUUAAUACUACUGUUUCACUUCA